AAAGUGUCGUUUGCCUUAACGAUGAUUAAGGCUAACGAGUCGUUAAAUCUUAACUAAGUCGUUAGCUAACAUAUGCGUUAAAAUGUGUUGUUCAAAUUUUUUUAACGACAAUGUUAACUAACACUGCGUUAAGAGUCGUUAAAUUUUUUGUCGUUAAAAUGUUACCCAUAAUGCACAGAAAAUCUUCACUUCCUGUUACCAAGAUGGCUGAAUUGUCUGCCAAAAAAUUGCCUAGGGACAGAAAAGCUAAUUUCACAUCAAUUGAGGCCAACCUUAUAAGUUCCAGAGUUACUCAUGAGUUAGAGUUAUUGAAAGGGGGAUUUUCCCCAGAAAUUACUAACCAGAAGAAGAAUGAGCUUUGGAAACUCAUUACAGAGGAAGUCAAUGCGUUGGGUGUUUGUAUGAGGAGUGAGACAGAAGUCAGGAACAAAUACCGCAAUAUGUGUCGGGGUGCGAAAGAAAAGUUCACAAACAACAGAAAGGAAAUGGGCAAAACUGGAGGUGGACCACCACCCACACAGCUAACUGUUGCCGAAGAAAAUAUAGUAAAUGCUAUGAGGGAUAGUGCCUCAUUCAUUGGAGUUGGUGGCUUGGAGACAGAAAUAACUUGCAAUGAAGCAAUUUCCACCACAAAUGGAAGCCAGUCUCAAUGCACUGCCACAGCUACCCCCAGACCUACAGGAGAAGAAUCUGUCUGGAUGAGAGCCUUAGACAGACAUCAUGCAAACUUGCAGAACAAUGAGCAGACCUGCCCUGUAGCCGAUGAUGCUGAAGGGACUGAUAGAAAUGCCACAUCUCCAGGACCAAGUAUUUCAGCAUCUUCCCAGGCAAAAAGAUCUUCAAGUUCAUGCAGCAUACAGCAGACACCCAGCAAGAAGAAAAAGACAGCUGAAGAUGUGUAUACAUUACAAUGUGCAGUUCUUGAAAAGGAACUAGAGAAGAAUACACUACAAGUAGAUCUGUUGAGGAAAUUGCUUAGCAAAUAUGACAGUUUAGAUUCUGAUGCCUUGGAACUAUUGUCAGUUUUAGGGCAGUGAUUGUUAAAACAUUUAGAAAACUUUUUAAGUUGUUAGAUAUUUAAAUGUUUGAAUCUAUUUACUGAAA
This is a messenger RNA of Mytilus trossulus (common blue mussel), 1104 nucleotides long. RefSeq lists its product as uncharacterized. The transcript is spliced from 3 exons. Bases 111 to 1037 code for a protein of 308 amino acids. NCBI's taxonomy places the organism in Eukaryota, Metazoa, Mollusca, Bivalvia, Mytilida, Mytilidae. The record is from RefSeq and is a predicted model, not a curated record.